Magnolia sinica is the source of this 627-nucleotide messenger RNA. RefSeq lists its product as uncharacterized. The transcript has 2 exons. The coding region runs from base 1 to 627 and encodes 208 amino acids. The record is from RefSeq and is a predicted model, not a curated record. Lineage: Eukaryota; Viridiplantae; Streptophyta; Magnoliopsida; Magnoliales; Magnoliaceae.
AUGCCUUUGAGUCGCUUUGAUACCACUCUUGGGAAGCGUAGAAGUGUGAGUCCUCAAGAUCUGACGGUGUACACAAAUUUUGAAACUUUCACGAAGCCGAAGAUUAAUACUCCAGAUCCAGCGGCCCGCCUAUUUACUACUGGAGCAGAUGGGUCUAUUCACCCCUCUGAUUCAAUGAAAACCUUUUUGGCUUCACAGUUUACAUGGUAUCAGAGCCCUACUGAGCCAAAUCCGGCCACCCCAUCAUCACCGGCACCACCACCUGUCAGAUCCGACCAUCCCUGCGUCCGGUCAUCAUCCCUACUGCAUCCGACCACCAUCCCUGCUGCGUCCGGCCCCAUCCCUUCUCCAUUCUGCGUCGUCCGGCCACCCCCUGCUCGAUUUUCCAAUAUUCCUGAUCCAGAUCCAGCGCCCCUGCUCGAUUUUCCUGCUCCAGAUCCAGCGCUCCUGCUCGGUUUUCCUGCUCCAGAUCAAGAUCUGACGCCCCUGUUCGCUUUUCCUGCUCCAGAUCUAGCGCCCCUACUCGAUUUUCCUACUCUAGAUCCAGAUCCAACGCCCCUGCUCGAUUUUCUGAAUCUAGAUCCAGUGCCCCUACUCGAUUUUUCAAUUUUCCAGAUCCAGAUCUAG